AUGGCUGCACGCUCCACACAAUCAUACCGGCUUUUCAAGAAGAUCUGUGAUGAUUGGCCGUUAGACCCUUCAAGGAAAUCUAGGGACAUUGCACAGCUUAUUCGAACAAAAGGUAUGCUUGUUUUUAAAGAAGCGGAAACGGCGAACAUUGACUCAAAGAGGUGUCGCACUGAGCUCGAUAGUGUGCGAAGGCUCAUAGACAAUGUUCAUUUAAAUCAUUCACGACCACGACAACGCACAGAAGGAACUUUAGGCCAAAACCUAGAAUCCAUCAAAACGAUAUUGUCAGACGAGGCAUUAGAGGCUUCUAAAUUAGGAGAUAAGAAUGUGAUAUCCAGAAACUUCGAACUGUUAAAGUCGUUCAUGAAACCCAAGAAAACAUCAUGAAUGAAAAUUUACUAAACACAGUGUUAGGAAGUGAUGUGUUAAGCCAAGGCUUUUUCUCACACGCUAUUACGGAUUUACAACCAAAAUAUUUCUAGUACCAACAAAAAGCUUUUCAAGGAAUGAGGUUGUUUGUUGGCUCAUGAAGGUGAACAUGGAUGGCGUGCUUUGGCUAAAGGGAGGUAACCGUGAUUUGACGACAGUUCACCGGCAAAGAAUUGUGUAGUGAACUACAUACAUUGAACGUGACGUUUGUGUUCUUAUGAAUAUAUAUAUUGAGAAUGUUUUUUCUUAAUGACUAUUAAAAAGAAAGUUGUGCAGAA
Ylistrum balloti is the source of this 707-nucleotide messenger RNA. RefSeq names its product ubiquinol-cytochrome-c reductase complex assembly factor 2-like. Gene Ontology annotation, cellular component: mitochondrial matrix. The transcript has a single exon. Lineage: Eukaryota; Metazoa; Mollusca; Bivalvia; Pectinida; Pectinidae. Bases 1 to 387 code for a protein of 128 amino acids. Gene Ontology annotation, biological process: mitochondrial respiratory chain complex III assembly. The record is from RefSeq and is a predicted model, not a curated record.